AUGGUAGGCGAGACCUUCAAUCUCGGAGAAUGGAAGCGGCAAGAACUUGUUCGUUUCUGGCUUCAAUAUGACACAGGUGAGGACGGCUGGUGCCUGUUUGGUGCGCUUGGUACAUGGACGAGAGACUGUGCGGUCUGCCGCCGCAAGGAGGAUUGUCGGCCGUUCGCUGCGAGCUUCGAGUCAGUCUACGACUUAAUCAUACCGCGGUAUAAUACGUCGACGACCCUGAGGCUGCCCGACGGCCGCAGUCUCGCCAUCCGGGACAAGCACUACCCGCUGGAUGAUGUGUAUUGCUGGGUAAACGGCUGGUACGACCUGGACAGGGAAGCCGCAGUGAACAACUACACGUAUUUGUCAGAGGUCUCUGCCGCUGCGUGUCGAAGCCUGGAGCAAGCCGUGCCCAACUACCGCGGGAUCUCAAUGCAGAUGAUGUUCGAUGAGAACGACCACGACAGCGCGCAGCUCGCGAAAAUGAUGGCUUCCGAGGUCGGCAACGUUUCCCAAGCGAUCGUCGACGGCAUGAGGCUUCAUGCUGCAGCCAAGUGUUUGAUGAGUGGUGGUCGUGGUGGUCUCUGUGAUAUUGCAAACUGCGCCAUGCGCGGCUGCAGGUUGAACUCGGAUACCCUGGGAUACCACGCGCUCAGAAAUUGCCCUCCUGUGUAG
This is a messenger RNA of Symbiodinium sp. CCMP2456, 663 nucleotides long. The record is from the annotation of a GenBank genome assembly. Lineage: Eukaryota; Dinophyceae; Suessiales; Symbiodiniaceae.